AGACACAAAGUCACCGGGACUGAGUGAGUGAGUGAGAGGGUGAGUGAGUGAGAGCAGCGCUGCGCUCUCUGUCUCAAAUACAUUUACGCACCGCAGCAGUAUUCCGCCCCUCUCUCUCUCUUUACUCCCCGCCGUCCUCUUAACACCAACAUCCACCACCGACCGGCUCUCUCCACUCUGAAGGACCGGGGGCAGAGAAGUCAGCACACGUACCGAGCAGCCUCCGUCCCAAACCACCGUGCUUUGAAUGCAGUGAGGAAUUAAAGCGGGAGAGGAAGAGGAGGAGGACGGAAGUUUUUUUCUCGUGGCGAGCUCAGGGCGCACCGGGACUGGAUGGUUGAGCCCAGCCCUCCAGCACUGCACCUCCUCUCAGGCGGUGAUGUCAGCAUGGCGUGUAUUGGUGUCAAAGUAGAACAGGAGGAGUCAGGUGGUGGGGGUGGAGUCAUUACAUGCACUGAACCUCUUAAGACAUCUCCCACACGUGAUUGGUCAGGAAAUCAUCCACUGGAGGCCCGCCAAUUGACCCCACCACUCUCCCGCUCCCCUUCGGAGGGCUCUCCAGGUAAGGAGCUGCCUCUCAGGCAAAGCCCCGUGGGACUGAAGGAGGCCAGGACACAUGAUAGACCAGAAGGACAAUCCAACUUUAAGGAAGUAAUGCCUACCAUUGAGAAGCUGCUGAAUGCUGACUGGAAGGAGAAACUUCUGGAUAAAAGCACAGUGGGGGCAGGACAACUGAAAGGUACCCCAGAGGCUCUGGCAGAGAAGGAGCUGCAGUUGUUGAUGAUGAUCAACCAGCUGAGCGGUCUGAGGGAGCAACUACUGGGAGCCCACUCUGAGCAGAGGAACAUGGCCGCCCUGCUGCUGGAGAAACAGCAGCAGCAGAUGGAGCUGGCUCGACAACAGCAGGAACAGAUCGCCAAGCAACAGCAGCAGCUGAUCCAGCAGCAGCACAAGAUCAACCUGCUUCAGCAGCAGAUCCAGCAGGUGAAUAUGCCCUACGUGAUGAUCCCUGCGUUCCACCCCAACACCCAGCCCCUCUCGGUCACCUCUGACCCCCAGAUGACCCUACCACUGCAACCAAUCCCCUGCAAGCCAGCUGUGGACUAUUCCAUGCAGCUGCUGCAGAACCCACACCCCACCCCUGUCAAGAGGAGCAGUGGUUCUUUCCGACAGGAAGCCAGUCAGCCCUUGAACCUGACCUCCAAGCCAAAGGGGCUGGAGCUGGGGAAAACACCCAGUCCUCAGAGCCUGGAGCUGGGAUCACUGGCGCUGCAGGGGGCCUACAGGUCCAGAGAUCUCCACAGAGAGGUGUCCCACAGCCCGCCACGAUCUGCCCUCAGUUUCCUCGGAGAAGGCGAUGUGGUCACCCAGGCCAUCCAUGAUGCCCAGCAGCUCCUGAGAGGUCACAGCACCGGAGGGCGAGAAAGAGACAGGGACAGAGAGAGAGAUGGUGGCGGAAAGAUGGAGUACAAAGAUUCUCCCCACAGCACAGAGAAAAUUUCUUCCUCCGAGCGGGGUGAAGACAGACACGUUCCACUGUCCACUGAGGACCACCUCAGCAGUGACUCUGAGGGUGCCCUGUCCGUCUCAGUCCAAGGCAACUAUGCUGAGGCCCGGCCCCCUCCCUCCUCAGGCCACAUCAAGAGACCCAUGAAUGCCUUCAUGGUGUGGGCCAAGGACGAGCGCAGGAGGAUCCUGCAGGCCUUCCCUGACAUGCACAACUCCUCCAUCAGCAAGAUCCUGGGCUCCAGAUGGAAGGGCAUGUCCAAUCAAGAGAAGCAGCCUUAUUACGAAGAGCAGGCGAGGCUGAGCAGACAGCAUCUGGAGCGCUACCCUGACUACAAGUACAAGCCCCGGCCCAAACGGACCUGCAUUGUGGAGGGACGGAGGCUGAGGGUGGGCGAGUACAAGGCCAUGAUGAAGAACCGCCGGCAGGAGCAGAGAGCGACCUACACACACAGUCAAACAGAACCGCAGCAGAUCCACUACUCCCACAGCGAUGGCCAGUACCCGGGCGGUGCCAGCUCGGUCUCAGUGGCAACCAUGCCCUUUCACCCCGCAUUACUGGAGCACUACCUGCCACAGGUGCCCCCCACGAUGCGUCGAGCAGAGGGCCAGGCCACACCUACAUCCCUGCCGAGAGAAAGAGAGAGGGAACAAGAGAGGGAGCGGCCGCCGUACAGCGAAGGAGAGGAGAGCGACGCGGGAGAGAGGAGUGAGGGGGAACUGGUGCUCCUGACAGACUGAAGUGGGGGAGUGGGGUGGGUGGGAGAGGAAAAAAUGGUGGUGAGGAAUGAGAGGGGAGGGUAGCUGAGGAGGAAGGGAGCUCUUUGUUGACUGACAGUCGGAGAAGAGGAAUGGAGGAGGAACAGGGGAGACGGGAGGGAUUGAGUUGUCACCAGAUGAUAAGAUUGCCCCUCUGGUAGGCAAACGUGAAGAGAUGUGGUGAGAAAACGUCAUACUCACUCCUUUGUAAAUUAGUUGAAAUUAGUAGAAACCCUGCCCCACAUACACACACACACACACACACACACACACACACACACACACACACAUAGAGGCAAGCUCUUGUGUUACUCAUUUCCCUUCAUAGACAUGUCAUCAGCUGCUUUGUUUUAGAAUACAGAAGUCAUACUUAAGUUACAAGGGAAAAGGUUUAUUGUUUAAUCCCUUAUGCUACUUGCUUUCCUCCCAUGUUGACUUUUGGCACCACAGGGAUUCUUCUCAUUGGAGGAAAGUUUAAAACCACAUACGGUUACCAGAAUCCCUGUUUUCACCUGUUUGACAGCUGAGUUACUACUCUGUGGUUGAAGCAACAGGCCAGUGAUGGAGCUGUAUGUUAUCAGCACAUCAGUACUGCCCCCUGCUGGUAGAAGCUGGUUAUUACUUCAUGAAAAACCCAGAGCAGUAGCAUUCCUGUCUGCUAAUUUUCACAUUAAGUAUCUCAGUGUUGAGAACACUGACACUUGUUGCACCACAUGCUCAUAUAUUACACGACACUCACGCAAGUCAUGGAUCAGAUUGUCUGGAGUAGUAUGGAACCUGGAGUUUGGCAGAUUAUAGUGCUCCAAUUUAAAUUUGUUCUUAAAAAGACUGAGAGAAAAUAAAUAGAGAGAUCGAAGGUUUGUUUCAGCAAUUUGGUAAGAUAAAUAAAGAUGCGGGGCUCAGAUUAAAAAAGAAUGGUUAGCAGCAAAGGCUGAGAUGCUGCCCUACAUGCCAGCCGACAUAAAGGGCAGUAAGUAAGUAAAUAAGAGGCUGAGAUAUCCUGAUGUUUAGUCCUCAGUGUGGUUCAAGCACCUAAAACACUGGAUCCUACACUUCCCAUGAUGCAGCUUCAUACCCUGCCACAUUAGAUACCCACUUCCUGGUAAAUGUCCACGUGGUUUCAAAAUUUAAACCCCUACUUUCUAACUCUGACUUAAAAGUAUACAUUUUUAGUCUCUAAUCUCACAGUGAUAAACCCUUUUGACAUCAUCAGGGUUAUUUUUCAGACAUUAUUCUGCUGUUCUCACAGCCUGACAAGUAGUCGUCAUGACAAACAAAAUGAACCUAAUGUGUAAAAUAUAUUACAUCACAUCAGAUCACAUCACAUCAGCAUUCUGGAACACUGUUUACUUGAAGCAGAUAAGAUACAUCUUUAAAUUGAUCUCACUUAAAACAAAACCAUGGCAGAUGUCAGUCAUUGCUUCACAUACAUUUAGUGGCUCUCGACAGAUUACACAGAGUUUUGUUUGUCACCAUUAUAGACUGUAUAUGAAGAUGAGCGGCACAUUUCCACUUACCCCCACUGUACGAAAAUGAAGCCAAAAUAUCCCAGAUACGGCUGCUGGUGAUGUCAUUUGGAGCCGGAGUCUGCGUGGUAACGAUCGCUGUGGCGUCGAAUUCCCGCCCAAACACUUUGUCCAACCAGUCUUGUGCAGCACCAUUGAUCGCAAGCACACCAGUGGCACACAUAGCUGUCAAUCAUGACCUCAAACCCCAUUAAUACUGCAUCAAAUAACUAACUUUGAAGAAAAAAUAUCACUUCAACGUACAGCUGCAUAAUAAGAACUACGUAAAAUGACAGAAACCAUCUUUGGGAAAAAUGUAUUUGACAUUUACAUUGAGUUUUUAGUUUGGCUCAUGUCCCAUUGCUUAAAUGGUGGGAUGGGGUUUAUGACCCAUACUGCAGCCAGCCACCAGGGGGCGAUCGUUACAUUUUGGCUUCAAUUUUGAGGAGCUGUCCAUCAUGUCGUCCAUCUUAUUUAUUUUUUUACAGUCUAUGGUCACCAUGGUUGUAGUAAAUGUUUCAAUUAAGGCAAGGCAAAUUUAUUUGUGUAGCACAUUACAUACAGAGCGGUAAUUCAGCGUGCUUUACAUAAUGCAUUAAAAACAAUUUUAAAAAAGCAGAAAGACAAACUGCAUAAAAUCAUUCAAAUGCUAAUUAAAAGGAUAAAAAUCUGAGGGGUCUGUCACAGCACACAGUGGUUUACAAUCAGGCCGCCAAUGAAAUCUUUUUUAAGAAGUUACAUCCCAGAUAAUGUACAUUUAAUUAACAAUCUAACCCUCCUCUUCCUCGUCCUCCCACAUCACACUGUUCAGUUGAGCUGUGUUGUAUAUGCUGUAUUUGUGUGUCUAUGAGUUCCCUCUCCAUAGCACGGUGGGUUGACCUCAGCCUUACCUAUUUUUUUUUUAUACCUCUGUGUUUGCUUCUUUGAGUGUUAAUUGACUGUCGUGUUGAGCACCUCCUAUCUGUGUAUCCAAAUGUCAGCUGUUGUUUUCGCUGCUUUUGAGAUGCAGCCUCUUGCAACACUGCAGAAAAUAUCCAACAUGCACCAUAAUUUUUCAGGAAUUAUUUUCAUAUUUAAAAGGCUCAAAGUUAAACUACAUAAAGUUCCAUCUAAAUAGGCUAAAUUGUUGUCUUCUUGUUUCAUCUUUUAUUUUCCUGUUCCAGCUAUCAAACAGAGCCAAAUCAAUCCCAAAUCACGUCACAUGGAGGCUGUUGUUUAUUGGUAGGAUGUUCUCUCUAACAGAUACAGAGAUGGAGAAAAGGUCCAUUAAUGGUUGUGAGCUUUUGACAGUGAGGCUAAAUAGAAACAAAGUUUUUGGGCGACUGAACCACUGGUCAACUUCAUGAGAACGUAGAAACCAAAAUCAUCCGUGAGUCCUCAGUUCAUUUUCGGCUACAGUGUGCCACGCUAACAGUUUAGCUUGCUGAGUGAUAUUUGGCUCCAUGUUAGCACUUAGCACUAUGUUCUUUGAUAGUAGGGCUGCAUCACUGAUGAUUGGAGUUAACAUAUUGGCAUACUGAUUGUUUUAGAGGUAUGCUUUAUUUUAUUUUUCCUUGUAGGAAACAGGUUAGUUCCAAUAAUAAAACUUCAUGCUAAUGAUGCUACAGUUUAGCAUGCAUGAUCCUAAGUGACUCUAGGUUCCAAAUUUAUUUAAUGAGUUAGUUUUAACGUCAAAAAUAGUUUGAGUUUGAAGUCAAAAGUAGUCUUAAACUGUAGCUUAAGUUGUAGUUUUAUGUAAAACAUUGUUAUACUUUAAAGUAAAUGUAGGACAAAAGAUGUGCUAACGAUUAACUAGCUACUGCUUUACCUCUUUCCAUGUAACGUUGUGGAAAAAGGUAAAGGUGGUGGAUUUUUGGAGAAUGUGUGCCUCCCCAAUUCAGUGCUCAACAGAUGAAUAUGUGGUUGCCACAAGUAAAAUAGUGCCAGAAAUAAACCUGCUACAUCCUACUCAGUAUGUUUAUCCAUUAGCAUGUUGCUAUUAGCCUGAAGGAAUCUGUGGCUAACACUUCUAAUCACAUGGAUAGUUUUGGUGUCUUUGUUCUCAGCACUCAAUAACCAUAUUGACUAAUAGGGCAAUGUAACAAAAAUGUAGUGUACCUACAUAACACUGGGGCCAAUCCACUCUUAGCUAGCUGCGAGGAUGACAAAUCAAAAUGGCGGGAAAAGAGGAGUUUCAGGCCUCGAUGUUUGGGUUUGGGGCUCAUCCAAAACAAUCAGGGUCAGGGCUGUGUGGAGAAAAGAUGCUGGCUUUUGUGCACAGAGAUGGAUUUCAGAGGAAAAUGUUUAUCUUAUUUUAGCGGAGACAUGCUGAGGAGUCGUUACCCCUGCUGAUGUAAAUAUAGAAAGAGACUUUAUUUUGUUUAUAAGAGCCUGUGUAAUUUAAAGGUGUAUGUUUCUCUAUGUUUUCAGAGUUUUGUGUUGUUGUUUUUUCGUUUUGUUUUUUCUUGAAAGACAAUAAAUUGGUUGUGCUAA
Molecule: messenger RNA, 6242 nt
Organism: Epinephelus lanceolatus (giant grouper)
Lineage: Eukaryota; Metazoa; Chordata; Actinopteri; Perciformes; Serranidae
Gene: sox13
Product: SRY-box transcription factor 13
Biological process (GO): regulation of transcription by RNA polymerase II; cell fate commitment
Cellular component (GO): nucleus
Molecular function (GO): RNA polymerase II cis-regulatory region sequence-specific DNA binding; DNA-binding transcription factor activity, RNA polymerase II-specific
Source: RefSeq, a predicted model, not a curated record